AAAAAAUCCUCAAAUUCUAAAAAUUAUGUGCAAAUGCUGAAGUUGUGAAAAAAAAAUGUUAUAAUGUGAAAAUUAUCAAAAUUUUUCCAAAUACGAAAAAAAACUGUUCGAAUUAAAAAGCCGAAAAAUUGGUUAAAAAAUCAUAGUAAUGAGAUAAAGCAUUGCCAAUACAAGGAAUAGAAUUUAGUAGUGUAGUAUUCUAGUGUGACAUUUAAAUAUUUGACAAAAUAUUUCAAGCAAUCAUGGAUAUUUUACCCAGUGGAAGUAUUUUUCGAGAACUACAAGAUAUCCAGGAUUUUGGAUAUUUUUCAUCUCAAUCAUCCAUUGAGGAUCAAUGGCAACAGACAUGCUAUGAAAUGGAUCGCUACUUAAAAGAUGAACCAAAAAAGAAAAACUUCAAAUCUGAAUCAGGAGACUUAACGCCUUGGGAAUUUUUAACGUCUGGAAGACCAUUAACUGGUUCAUGGAGUGUAAAAGUCGAUCAAUUAUGUUUCGAAGAGCUUUUAAACGAUAGAAAUUUAGAUACACUGUCAAUGAGCUCUUCAUCUUCAACAUGCUCAGGGAAAUCGUGGGAUAGCUCAAUUAGUUGUUCGUUAUUGGUUAAAAACGAAAGAAUUGAAGAUGAUUAUGACGACUCGGAUAGCAAUGAUGAAAAAUUGAUGAGCUGUAGCAACAUUCACAAUAAUUAUAAUAAUCAUAAUAAUAUUACCAAAAUUUUUCAAAAAAAUAAUAGUAAAAGUAAUAUCAACAACAAUAAUAGUUUUAGUUCUAACAAAACUAUUCAAGUUAUCAAAGGCUCAAAUAAAAUUUCAAAUUCAACAAUCGAAUUAGUAAUCACAAGAUCACCGCCAUCAUCACCGUUAGUAACAAAUCAACUUUCAGGAACAACUCUUUCAACCAUGUUGAUGCCUGCCGCUUUACAAUCGGGACAAAAUCAUGAAACUUUAACACCACCAUCAUCACCUGAAUCUAGUAGUAAAUGUAGUAAUAGCAAAAAUUUAACUUUAAGAGAAAUGGAACCUGAACAACUAGCAUUAAUAGAAAAUCAGGGUAUUUUUAGAGUGUCAUCAAAUGGCACAACAUUGACACGUAAUACUAUUGUACGACUAUCAAACACAAAAAAUUCAUUUGGUGUAACAAAAAUUCUCCAAAUGAAUCCUAAUUUUCAUUCGACAAUCGCACAAUCUGGAAAAAACAAUGGACAGGGAACUAAUUCAUCUCAUUCAGUUUUGACAUCUACAACAUCACUUAAACAAUCACAACGACAUCAAGACCAUAGUCCUGAUUCAAGACGUCGAAUUCACAAAUGCCAGUUUCUUGGGUGCAAAAAAGUUUAUACAAAAAGUUCUCAUUUAAAAGCACAUCAAAGAACUCAUACAGGUGAAAAGCCGUAUAAGUGCAGUUGGGAAGGAUGCGAAUGGCGUUUUGCGCGAAGUGACGAACUUACCCGACAUUAUCGCAAGCACACUGGAGCUAAACCAUUCAAGUGCCGUCAUUGUGAACGUUGCUUCUCACGGAGUGAUCAUUUAGCGUUGCAUAUGAAACGUCAUAUAUAAAGAAUAUGAAAUUGUUUUUAUAUUACCUCCAAGAAAAGGUUUUAUUUUUUUCUUUACAUUAUCUUUGAUGUAAUUUUACAACAAAGAUUAGUUCUUAAAAUUUUAAUACAAACUUUGUUCUUUUCAUAACAAUCAAUCAAUUUUAUUGAAAAAAGUUAAACAGAA
Messenger RNA from Chironomus riparius, 1721 nucleotides. The record is from the annotation of a GenBank genome assembly. NCBI's taxonomy places the organism in Eukaryota, Metazoa, Arthropoda, Insecta, Diptera, Chironomidae.